CAGCUAGUCCAUCUAAUACCGAAGAGAGGCUUUCUUGUGAAUAAUAGUGCAAGAAUAGUACAGUCCGGGGCAUACGAAGUUUGUCUUUCCGACGGAGUCUAGCUUACAUAGCCCACCGUUAGGGCCUAGAGUUGUUCCUUAUCGCGGCGUAACACACAGAACCACAGACAUACCAAUAUGGCUGCCUUUCUUCCCCUGGAGCUCCUUUUGAUCGUUGCGGACGAUCUACAAGCGGACGGCGGCUCUUUAACCCCAUGUAUGGCUGUCUGCCGUCGGUGGCGAACGGCAUUUGGACCGUUACUCUAUCAGAACCUGGUCGUGACCAGCGCCGCGGCGAAUUUCCCAGAGAUCUCAGGGAACAACCUCCGAAUAUCGCUGUCUACCUUACAGCAGAUCACCACUGGCUUAGGGCUUGCUCAACGGUCCUGGAUCUGUACGGUUCAUUAUCAGAUCAUUGUCCCAGUGGGCUUGCCCGACUGGCACUCACGCAAGAGGCAAGGUCAUAGCCCCGAGAAUCCAACUCGGCAUGAAAACGACCGAGCCAUUCAGUCGGGUGUCCUUUGAUCUCUUUGAGACAUUGGCCGACUGGGACGCUGGGCUUCGGCU
This is a messenger RNA of Aspergillus uvarum CBS 121591, 606 nucleotides long. Its product is annotated as F-box protein. Bases 178 to 564 code for a protein of 128 amino acids. The transcript is spliced from 2 exons. Gene Ontology annotation, molecular function: protein binding. NCBI's taxonomy places the organism in Eukaryota, Fungi, Ascomycota, Eurotiomycetes, Eurotiales, Aspergillaceae. The record is from RefSeq and is a predicted model, not a curated record.